GGACGGCCGACACGAGCUUCCCAGCGAGCCCAUUUUCCAUUUUCGGUUCUUUGCCAAGGCAUCCCACGCCGCUCCUGCAUGGCACGGCAGGUGUGAGACAUGCACGGAGAGAGAAGGCAUCAGUCGUUCGAGAAAGUGCCCUGCCUCUCAGCUGUUGCAGUUUUCUGGUUCCACCUGGCAGUGCAAGAUUCCGGGUUUUAAACCAUCGGUCCGCGCCGCUGGAAUCACGCUUUCCCGAUCUCUUCUCUGUUCUUUUUUUGCCGAGUAUCAUUUCCACCCCUCCGCACGCCACUAAAACAAGCGUGAAGGCUCAACCCGCUUACCUACUUGGAUCGCAUCAUACAUCCUCGUUCCGGCCCAACCCACACACUUGACCCGCUAACCCGUAACCGACUUCAACAUGGACGGCCACGAUCACGGCGGAAUGACCAUGGUGACAGCAACAACCUCAACCGCCGGUGCCGCUGCCACAGGCGCGAGCCACAGUAUGGGCGGCAUGGGGAGCGGAAACGGUUGCAAGAUAUCCAUGCUUUGGAACUGGAACACCAUCGACUCAUGCUUCCUCGCCUCAUCAUGGAAAAUCACGUCUAAUGGAGUCUUUGCGGGGUCCUGCAUUGGCGUUGUCCUGCUCGUCAUGUCGCUCGAAAUGCUGCGCCGCGCCGUCAAGGAAUACGAUCGCUUCCUCAUCAACAAGCACCUCAAGUCACUGCCUGCCGCCGCAAGGUCAUCAAAGGCCGGAUCUGAUGACGGGAGUCCGGCCCCCAACUGUGCCCCCGCCGUUGGCAAGGGCUACCGCCCGACCAUUUUCGAACAGGCCAUUCGUGCCCUGCUGCAUAUGGUGCAGUUUGCCGUUGCUUACUUCGUCAUGUUGCUUGCCAUGUACUACAACGGCUACAUCAUCAUUUGCAUCUUCCUCGGUGCCUAUAUCGGCAGCUUCAUUUUCCACUGGGAGCCUCUUGGCGGUGGACAGCAAACCAGCGCGUCAAAGGAGGCCACCGUGUGUUGCGGCUGAGUCGCAUGGUCGGAGUUUCUCUUAAUACAGCGUUUCGGUCAGGGCUUAAAUCCUUCUGGUUCACCAUGCGGCGGUCCAGCCAGGUCGAACCGGGUUGCUCCAUGGACAGUAUCCAUCGCGGCGCUGGUUUUGUUUAGAACCUAUAUCUAAUUCUCGCUACAUCUCACCGUGGUUAAUAUCACCCUGAACAAUUGGCCGUCUCCCAAGUCAUCGUUGUGCCGAUCCGUCCUGUCCCCUUCGUGCACGGCGAAAAGUGACAUUCCCCAUCCACGACAUAACCAUCCCCCCCCCUACCCCUACCCUCAACGCGAGCCAGGCACCAGGAUUCC
This is a messenger RNA of Chaetomium fimeti, 1341 nucleotides long. Its product is annotated as Ctr copper transporter family-domain-containing protein. Gene Ontology annotation, cellular component: plasma membrane. Gene Ontology annotation, biological process: copper ion transmembrane transport. The record is from RefSeq and is a predicted model, not a curated record. Lineage: Eukaryota; Fungi; Ascomycota; Sordariomycetes; Sordariales; Chaetomiaceae. Gene Ontology annotation, molecular function: copper ion transmembrane transporter activity. The transcript has 4 exons. The coding region runs from base 401 to 1012 and encodes 203 amino acids.